Onychostoma macrolepis is the source of this 2612-nucleotide messenger RNA. It is a transcript of the gene slc22a6l, whose product is annotated as solute carrier family 22 member 6, like. The record is from RefSeq and is a predicted model, not a curated record. Gene Ontology annotation, cellular component: membrane. Gene Ontology annotation, molecular function: transmembrane transporter activity. NCBI's taxonomy places the organism in Eukaryota, Metazoa, Chordata, Actinopteri, Cypriniformes, Cyprinidae. The coding region runs from base 469 to 2151 and encodes 560 amino acids. The transcript is spliced from 11 exons. Gene Ontology annotation, biological process: transmembrane transport.
CUGAGUUGAGCUCUGUUCCUCACAGUAACACCCCACCAGCCCGAACACUGGACCAGCUUCAGGACACAGCAGGUACGAGCACAGAGGUUAGCCAAGGGAUUCCAGAGGGAGCACAGCAACUUCAGUCAAGCUGAGGCAUCUCUUCCUGGGCUCCAUGGAAAAGUUUGUGCUUCAAGCGGUUUAAAACUGGACCUUCUAAUCCAGUGCGGACCUGAAGUGCAUUUCCACCCGAAAGCCUGAGGAAUUUCAGAGCUGAUUAUACAACAAGGCAUAACAGUUUCUUUAUUUACUUCUAUUGAGAAUCGCUUUCUCGUUCCAUUUGAUUUAGGGAGAAAAUCCAGGACAUCCUUCAAGCCACAACAGAUAUAUUUUAUAACCGACUUGCUCCUCAAGGCACAACAUUGAGUUAUAAAGUCACGUGAAUUGUGAUACCUGUGGUAUUUCCUGUUUGUUGUUGACUUCUGAGCCAUGGCCUUUAAUGACCUGCUGGAGCAGGUUGGCAGCACAGGGCGCUUCCAGGUCCUGCAUGUCACCCUGUUGAGCAUGCCCAUCCUGAUGAUGGCCAGCCAUAACCUGCUGCAGAAUUUUGUGGCCAAUGUGCCGCCACACCACUGUGCCCCCCACGCCAACAUUUCAAUAUCCUCCAUGAGUGCUGGGGACGUGCUGCGGGCCACUGUGCCCUUGGGCACAAACAGCAAACCAGAACACUGCAGACGCUACGCACAUCCUCAGUGGCAGCUUCUGAGCAGCAAUAGUUCAGAGAGCCUACGGGAAGAGGGUGUGGAAGAGAUGGAGAUGCAGAGUUGUGAGGAUGGAUGGUACUACAACAUGACAGAAAUGAGUUCAACUAUCAUCACUGAGUGGGAUUUGGUUUGUGACCAGCGUGCCCUAAAGCAAAUGAGUCAAACUACCUAUAUGGGAGGCGUCCUUGUUGGCGCAGUAAUUUUUGGGGGACUUUCUGACAGGUUUGGCCGGCGUGUUUUAUUGUUGUUCUCUAACCUGAUGAUGGCGGUUGGAGGAACAUGUGCUGCCUUCUCCACCUCCUUCACCAUGUUUUGCAUUUUCCGCGUUUGCUGCGGCAUGGCCCUGUCUGGUGUGGUGCUUAAUUCAUUCUCUCUAAUUGUGGAAUGGAUCCCCACGCGUGUGCGGACGGUGGUGGGCACAGGAACGGGUUACUGCUACACCACAGGCCAGCUGAUCCUGGCAGCCGUCGCUUACUACAUCAGAGACUGGCGCUGGCUCACAUUGGCCGUCUCUCUGCCUUUCUAUGUGUCCUUCCUCUACUCAUGGUGGUUCUUAGAGUCUGCUCGGUGGCUGGUCCUGACCAAGAGAUCAGAGCAGGCAGUAAAAAACCUCAAAACGGUGGCUCGCAUAAAUGGACGGCAUGCAGAAGCUGACAAAAUCAACCUUGAGAUGUUGCAAGAGUCCAUGCAGAAGGAGAUGGCCUGUUCACAGGGGUCUUACAGCGCUCUAGACCUCCUGCGCACAUCCUCAAUGAGAACCAUCACUGUGUGCCUCAGCGCAGUCUGGUUCUCAACCAGCUUCGCCUACUACGGCCUAUCCAUGGAUCUGCAGAAAUUUGGGGUCAGCAUUUAUCUUAUCCAGAUCAUCUUUGGAGCGGUGGAUAUUCCAGCCAAAAUCUUGGUUACAAUAUCCAUGAGCAUGUUAGGACGAAGACCAUCUCAGUGCGGCGCUCUUGUACUGGCUGGCGUAAUGAUACUCAUUAAUCUUCUGGUGCCUUAUGACCAGCAAGUGUUACGCACCAGUCUGGCAGUGAUAGGGAAGGGCUGCCUUGCUGCGUCCUUCAACUGCUGUUACCUGUACUCUGGAGAGCUGUAUCCCACAGUCAUCCGCCAAAACGGAAUGGGAUGGGUGUCCAUGAUGGCUCGGUUUGGAGCGAUGGUGGCCCCCAUGGUGCUUCUUCUUGGGGAGGAUUUCCCAUGGCUGCCUGGUUUUAUAUACGGAGGAGCUCCGAUUUUCAGUGGGAUCUUCGCCUUCUUUCUCCCAGAAACCCUAGCACAAGCUUUGCCUGAUACUAUCCAGGAUGUGGAUGACAGAGGUUUUGCAUGGAAAAAAAACAAAAGAUUACCUGAAAAAGAGGAUUUGGCCAAGAAGGAUCCCAGCUGUGUCCUCCUGAAAGAGUCUGUCUGAGACAGACACAGUAUUGGAACACACAAAUAGAGAUGAUCAUUGCCAUACAGAAGAGAGCUUUAGAGUUAAUAUGAUGAAAACAGUCAAAGGUUAUGGAGGAGUUUCCUUGAAUUUGAAUGAUAAAUGGUGGAGUAGCCUAUCUUGUUAUUUUUCUGACUGUAAUAUGUUAAAAAUAUUAUUUACUUGUACAGAGUAAGAGAAAUAGUGUCUUGAAUGGAGCUUUUUUGCUCUUUAGAAAUCUUUUACUGUUUUAUAUACAUGUAUCUAUGUUUGUGGAUUUUUUGUUUGUUUGUUUGUUUAUUACAUGAAUGAUGUAAAGAAAUAAAGAAACAGAGAACACAAAUUGUAAAAGAAAAAAAUUGUGCUUUGCGUUUGUUAUUUUAAUACCUAUAAGCUCUUUCAUAUGUAGUCUGUAAAAUGCAUCCAAAGUACGAAUAAAUAUCUAUUAUUUUGUAAAACAA